This is a messenger RNA of Melopsittacus undulatus (budgerigar), 1178 nucleotides long. RefSeq names its product paired like homeodomain 1 (gene PITX1). The record is from RefSeq and is a predicted model, not a curated record. The coding region runs from base 225 to 1133 and encodes 302 amino acids. Gene Ontology annotation, biological process: regulation of transcription by RNA polymerase II; anatomical structure morphogenesis. The transcript is spliced from 4 exons. Lineage: Eukaryota; Metazoa; Chordata; Aves; Psittaciformes; Psittaculidae. Gene Ontology annotation, molecular function: RNA polymerase II cis-regulatory region sequence-specific DNA binding; DNA-binding transcription factor activity, RNA polymerase II-specific. Gene Ontology annotation, cellular component: nucleus.
AGGUGCGGGGAGCGGGCAGCCGGCGCCGCCGGUCUCCCGGUGCAGCCGGCCCUGCCCCCGGCCCUCCCCCGUCUGCGGCACCCUGGGACGGGGCUGACGUCAGGAGGAGACGGGGAAAUCUCCCAAGAAAACCCUGGAGCGGCGGCCGGGACUCACACAGCGCCCGCCGGGCCCGGCCCCCCGCCGCCGCCGACCGCACCGCCCGGCAGCCCGGCGCCCCUGCCAUGGAUUCCUUUAAAGGUGGAAUGAAUUUGGAGAGACUGCCAGAGAGCUUGAGACCCCAACCCUCCCAUGACAUGGCUUCCAGCUUCCAUUUGCAAAGAUCUUCGGAACCCAGAGACCCGAUCGACAACUCAGCCAGUGAAUCCUCCGACACGGAGGUGCCAGAAAAGGAGCGCAGCGGCGAGCAGAAGAACGAGGACGGGGCCGCCGACGACCAGGCGAAGAAGAAGAAGCAGCGGCGGCAGCGGACCCACUUCACCAGCCAGCAGCUGCAGGAGCUGGAGGCCACUUUCCAGAGGAACCGCUACCCCGACAUGAGCAUGCGGGAAGAGAUCGCCGUGUGGACCAACCUUACCGAGCCCCGAGUCCGGGUCUGGUUCAAGAACCGCCGAGCCAAGUGGAGAAAGCGGGAGAGGAACCAGCAGAUGGACCUGUGCAAGAACGGCUACGUGCCGCAGUUCAGCGGGCUGAUGCAGCCCUACGACGACAUGUAUGCCGGGUACCCUUACAACAACUGGGCCACCAAAAGCCUCACCCCGGCGCCGCUCUCCACCAAGAGCUUCACCUUCUUCAACUCCAUGAGCCCCCUCUCCUCUCAGUCCAUGUUCUCGGCACCCAGCAGCAUCCCCUCCAUGAACAUGCCCUCCGGUAUGGGCCACUCGGCCGUGCCGGGCAUGGCCAACUCCGGCCUCAACAACAUCAACAACAUCAGCGGAUCCUCGCUCAACUCGGCCAUGUCCUCCCCGGCCUGUCCCUACGGGCCACCGGGCUCUCCCUACAGCGUCUAUCGGGACACUUGCAACUCCAGCUUAGCCAGCCUCAGACUGAAAUCAAAGCAGCACUCCAGCUUCGGCUACAGCAGUUUGCAAAGCCCCGGCUCUAGUCUAAACGCCUGUCAAUACAACAGUUGACGGACUUGACAAAAACCACCUCCGACAAAACAUCGCCGACAAAGC